Plasmodium relictum is the source of this 2316-nucleotide messenger RNA. It is a transcript of the gene ORC5, whose product is annotated as origin recognition complex subunit 5, putative. The record is from RefSeq and is a predicted model, not a curated record. Lineage: Eukaryota; Apicomplexa; Aconoidasida; Haemosporida; Plasmodiidae. The coding region runs from base 1 to 2316 and encodes 771 amino acids. Gene Ontology annotation, cellular component: nuclear origin of replication recognition complex; nucleus. Gene Ontology annotation, molecular function: DNA replication origin binding. Gene Ontology annotation, biological process: DNA replication initiation; DNA replication. The transcript has a single exon.
AUGCACAAGUUAAAGAAUAAUGAAAGUGAUAUAAACUCAGAUGAUUGCAAUGAAACAGCUGAAGAAUGUAUGUAUAUCUUUAGUCCUUCAAAAAAAAAAAAAACUGAUACUUUUAAUGAUUUAAAAAAAAAUGAAGAAUCUUAUACUAAAAUGAAGUAUGAAAAGAAAUCAUUCAGCAAUUUAACUGAUAACAAUAAGAAUAAAGAGAAAAAAAAAAUAUAUUCAUUAGAUUCACAAAAUAAGUAUUCAAGCCACUUAAAUAUUACAGGUUUAAGAAAAAAUGAAAAUGAUGGUGAUGAAGUUGAAAAAGAAAAUGAUGAUGAUGAAAAAGAAAAUGAUGAUGAUUGCAAAAUUUCUAAUAUUAAUGAUAUAGAUGAGUAUGAGAAUGAAAAUUGCUCAGAGGAUAUGAAUGAAAAUAAAAAUUUUUAUGAUGAAGAAUUGAAUGAAAUAAUAGAUAAAGAGUAUUUUAAAGAAUUGAUCCCUGCAAUACCUCAUGAUAUUUUAAAUUCCUAUAUUAGUUGUUUAAAGACAUGUGGUUUUGAAAGACACGUACAGUUACAUAGAUUAAUUAAUUUAUUGGGUGAUUUAAGAGAUCCUAUUUCGGUUAUUCAAAUAUUAGGAUUACCAGGAAUGGGAAAAACAAAAGUAGUAAAAAAUUUUAUUCAAUUAAUGAAUGUGCCCUUUGCAUAUGUUAACUGUUUAAUGGCUGUUUAUCAGUCAGGAAGAUCAGCCAGAAAUGUUAUAUAUCAUACCAUAUUAAAAGAUUUAAGUAUUAAUCUUCUUAAAGAAUUUAAUGAAUAUAAAAAAAUAAAUAAUAUAAUUAACUAUUCUUAUGAUCCAACUAAAUUAGUACCUAAUCAUGUUUCUAGUGCAGAUAAUUUUUUUAGUAUAUUACAUAAGCUUUUAUCAUUUAGACCGGAAGAUGAAAAUAACAGAAAUAUAAAAAGAAAUGAAGAUAAUAAUAAGAAAAAUAGUCCAUUAAAUAAGAAUGAUAAUGAGAAAGUCAAAAAAAUAAAGAUGACAACUAAUCAGAAUUAUUAUAAAGAUAAAUUUUAUGAUAGAUCAGUAGUAUUUAUUUUAGAUAAUAUUAGAUAUUUAGUUAGAACUCAUCCUGAUUUGUUCUAUGCUUUGACUAGAAUACAUGAAUACAUUAAAGGCCCAUAUAAUGAUUUAACAAAAGUUAAUAAAACGACUAGAGGAUUGUGUAUUAUUUUAAUUAAUAGAUCUCCAUUGCCUGAUGAAAUUUUUGAUGGGCUUCCACAGCCACCCACUGUUUGGUUUGAUUCCUAUACAGCAGACAUGUGUAAAAAUAUUUUAUAUAGGUUAUAUGAUACUAUGUGUUUUGAAUCUUUAUUAACAAUUAAUGAUAAAGAUUUGAAAAUAUUUUAUUUAAAAGAAAACAAAAAAGAAUUUCUCAUUAAGAGAAAAGAAAUUGUGUUAGAAAAUGAUGUUAUUUAUGAUAUUUGGUGUAGAUAUGUAGAUUAUAUUAUUAAUGUUUCAUAUAAAGACUAUAAAAGUGAUUUUCAUGAAUUGCUAUUUAUUUGUUCUCAUAUGUGGCCUUUAUUUAUAAAACCAAUAUUAGAUGGAACUCUUGAACCAAUUGUUGAAAAUAUGAAUGCAUUACAAAGAAAUAUUGAUACUCAUAUUCGUGUAGCUACUUAUAAUCAUGCCAGUCAUUUUACAUUUGAAUUAAUCGAUUCUGUUUUUUUAAACGAAAGUAACUUAAAAAAUAAAAUCGAUUUAUCUUUUUAUUCAAAAAUUCUGUUAGUAGGAGCUUAUUUAGCUUCAAGAAAUUUGCCGUUAACAGAUAAAAGAUUUUUUAAUGCAACUGUAAAAGGGGGUGCUUUUAGUUUACCUAAAAAAAGAAAGGCAAGAAGUAAAAAUGAAUCUAUUUUAACUUUAAUAGGACAAUCUAUUCCUAAAAAUUUUACUUUUAUUAGGUGGUUAUGUUUAACAGAUUGCUUAUUGGUAUGCUUUUAUGAUGAACAACUAAUUUUAAAUAGUUUAAUUUGUCAACAAAUAAAUACAUUAAUACAAUUAGGUUUUAUCACUUUUUCUUCUUCCAAUAACUUGUCUUGCUUAGUUAGAAAUAGCUUAAUGAAUGGAGUACAAUGGAGUGGUUACUGUGGUAGUACUCUUUUAAACACAACUAAUAAUUUUUCUUCUAUAACCAAUAAUAUUUUUAGUGAAUCAAAUCAUUCAAUGAAUUAUGAAUCACUAGAUCCAUAUACCAAAUUAGUUAUUCAAGUUCCUGAAGAAACUAUUAGAAAUAUUGCUAAGGAAAUGAAAAUACCAUUAGAUGAGUUAAUUAUUUAA